This is a messenger RNA of Pipistrellus nathusii (Nathusius's pipistrelle), 504 nucleotides long. Lineage: Eukaryota; Metazoa; Chordata; Mammalia; Chiroptera; Vespertilionidae. The record is from the annotation of a GenBank genome assembly.
AUGCGUAUAGAGAAGUGCUACUUCUGCUCCGGGCCCAUCUACCCGGGCCACGGCAUGAUGUUCGUCCGCAACGACUGCAAGGUGUUCAGGUUUUGUAAAUCCAAGUGUCAUAAAAACUUUAAAAAGAAGCGCAAUCCUCGCAAGGUCAGGUGGACUAAAGCUUUCCGUAAAGCAGCUGGUAAAGAGCUCACAGUGGAUAAUUCAUUUGAAUUUGAAAAACGCAGAAAUGAACCUGUCAAAUACCAGCGAGAGCUGUGGAAUAAAACAAUUGAUGCAAUGAAGAGAGUUGAAGAGAUCAAACAGAAACGUCAAGCUAAAUUUAUAAUGAACAGGUUGAAGAAAAAUAAAGAACUACAGAAAGUUCAGGACAUCAAAGAAGUCAAGCAAAACAUCCAUCUUAUACGGGCACCUAUUGCAUGCAAAGGAAAGCAGUUGGAAGACAAAAUGGUACAGAAACUACAAGAGGAUGUGGACAUGGAAGUUGUUUCGGACAAUCCUGUUUAA